This is a messenger RNA of Poecilia latipinna (sailfin molly), 6238 nucleotides long. RefSeq names its product ubiquitin specific peptidase 19 (gene usp19). Lineage: Eukaryota; Metazoa; Chordata; Actinopteri; Cyprinodontiformes; Poeciliidae. The record is from RefSeq and is a predicted model, not a curated record. The coding region runs from base 531 to 4877 and encodes 1448 amino acids. Gene Ontology annotation, molecular function: cysteine-type deubiquitinase activity. The transcript is spliced from 25 exons. Gene Ontology annotation, biological process: protein deubiquitination.
AUCACGUGUGCGUGGUAUUCAGGAAGUAGCGCAGACUGGCAGUCAUUUCAGGUCUGGUGGGGCAGUAUUAUAUUUUGUUUCCCACAAAGUAGGUUCUACCCGCCGAAGACAAUGACACAAACGCAGUAAGUUCGAUUUUGGAGAUUGUGUUCUGCUUUAGUAUCGGAAAAGCCGUGCUAGUUUGACAGAAAUGGGUCCUGGUUAGAUGUAGAACAUUCUAGAAACACCGUAGACUGCGGGGGUUUGGGUCCGGGCAGAAACAGCGCAGCAGCCCGAGGCCGUGAAGAAGCUUAGCAGCAGCCGGAGAGUGCGCCAAGGAGUCGCCCGCUAUUGUGAGUUCAGGCGGAACUACAACCACGUUAAAGGUUCCCACACCGCGAUCAGCACCCUGAUUCUGUUCUGGGAGAGUUCAGACCAGUAUCGUCGCCAAGAUAGCCGGGCCAGGCAGGAAGAGGCACACCUCAGAUUCCGAGCCCAGCAGCGGUAGUGAUUCUGGCGACGGGCGGCCGGUUAGCGCCAAGUGCCUGAAGAUGGCCAGCAGCGGCGGGGACCGAGUAGCUGGUAGCGAGACGGCGGGGCGUCGUAGUGGGGCUCAGCAACGAGGAGGCGCUAGGGAAAACGGCUCAGAACAGACCAGCAGCACCAGUAAGAAGAAACAGAAGGACAAGGCCAACCAGGAGAGCAGAGAGGCCAAGAGGGCAGCAGCAGCCAAUGCAGCACUGGAUGGUGUUCUGGCAGAGGUCAAGAAAGAUGUGUUUGUGGACUGGAAGCAGAACGUGAAUGAAGUGACGGUCAGACUGCGCUGUGGAGACGGAGUGCAGAGGAUAGAGGACAUCAACACCACUUUCACCGACACACAGUGCAACGUGUCUUUCCCAGAUGGGCGGCAGUGGAGCUGUCAGUUGCAGGAGGAAAUCGAGGCCUCAUGCAGUAAAGCACAGUACAAGGAGAAAGGUGGAUUUUUGCAUCUCAUUUUGCACAAGAAGAUUCCGUUUCACAUUUGGCCGUCUCUCAAGUCAAAUAAGAAGGAAAAGGACGUGGCCCGACCAGAGUCCAGAAAUGAAACCAAACCUUCCACCUUGAAGUCGUCAGAGAAAGCCAGGUUAGCUUUAGAGCAGCUGCAGCCUCGGCCUCCCUCGUCACCCGCACACAACGAGCAGAGCCGCAGCGCUGGCAGACCCGAGCGCGUUUUCAAGCGCUGCUUCAAAAACAAAGCGGGCGACAAGGUGGCCGCGGACUCGGUCCAGGUGAAAAAGGGCUCCGACGACCGCUCGGGCGCCAGCAUCGUGCCAAGGGCAGCCGCAAAAGGCGAGCAGCCAUCUCAGGAACACACUUUGCGGCUGCCCAACAUGAGCAAAGAUGCAGAAGGGGAGCCCACCUCUGUCAAAUCUACUGCAGCUGAUGGUAAAAUUCCUCAUCCCAGCUCACACAGACAUGAAGACAACAGAGAAGAGAAGGAGGGAGGCAGCCAGGAAUCUGGAGCCCCAGGGGCGGCUGCUGGAAUCAGAGCUCAGGUGGUGAAGACAGACGAGUCAUCAGACGUGUCUGAAACAACAAUACCUGGGACUGACGGCCAGCUAACGGCUCCUGAAAUCAUCGAUCGUUUCCAGAACCCAGCCAAAUCCAACAAGAACACGGAUUCUACUCCACAGAUGCCGAGAGACGGAACUGACCUUGAGCUGCAGGGAAAACCCACCAAGCGCGAAUCCCAGCAGGACGCAUUCAUAUCCCAGCAGCCUGGGAUAACAGAGACACUACCAGAACCGGCUGCCGGCGCAGCUCACAGGCAGAGUCAAUCAGCAGGUCUAACGCCGAAGUCAAGCACUUCUGACGGAGAGGAGAAACGGGACCAGUCAAAGGAAGAGCCCACUCUGGAGAUGAUGCAACAGGAAGCCCCCGAGCCGAUGGUCAACCUACCGUUGGUGAAAAAUGACUCGUACGAGAAGGGCACAGACCUGAUGGUGGUCAACGUUUACAUGAAGGGAAUCUGCAGGGAAACAGCUAGGGUCAUCUUCAGAGAGCAGGACUUCACUCUCAUCUUCCAGACAAGCGACGUGAACUUUCUUCGGCUUCAUACAGGCUGUGGGCCAAACACGGUGUUCAAGUGGCAAGUUAAACUCAGGAACCUGAUCCAGCCGGAGCAGUGCAGCUACUCCUUCACCCCGUCCCGCCUGGACAUCACCCUGAAGAAGAGACACAGCCAGCGCUGGGGCGGCCUGGAGGCCCCGGCCUCACAAGGUGCAGUGGGUGGUGCUAAGGUUGCUGUGCCCUCCAGCCCUGCCUGCAUGGAGAAGAGCCAGCCAGGCAGCAGUCAGCACAGCCUCCCAGCCAAGGAGGAACCCCCGAGGGUCGGAGAGGAGCCCACCAAGGCGUCUCCCAGAGGAGUGGAGGAAACGGGUCUGGAUACCGUAGCUCCCCGCUCAGUCUCUGAGCAUGUUAACAUCACCAAGGCGGAGCCCACGGUAACCACGCCUCAGCCCAAGCCUACUUGCAUGGUGCAGCCCAUGACGCAUGCACCACCUGCUACUAACGAGUGCCACGAGGAAGAGGAGGAGAAGAAGGUGUGCCUGCCUGGAUUCACAGGACUGGUUAACCUGGGCAACACCUGCUUCAUGAACAGCGUCAUCCAAUCCCUGUCCAACACCAGAGAACUGAGGGAUUACUUCCAUGACCGAGCAUUUGAAUCCGAGAUCAACUGCAGUAAUCCACUGGGAACCGGAGGCAGGCUGGCCAUCGGCUUUGCCGUUCUGCUCAGGGCUCUGUGGAAAGGGACUCAUCAUGCCUUCCAACCAUCAAAAUUAAAGGCGAUCGUGGCCAGUAAGGCCAGCCAGUUCACAGGUUAUGCUCAGCACGAUGCGCAGGAGUUCAUGGCGUUCCUCCUGGACGGACUCCACGAGGAUCUGAACCGGAUCCAGAACAAACCCUACACCGAGACGGUCGACUCUGACGGACGGCUUGAUGAGGUGGUGGCAGAGGAGGCAUGGCAGCGGCACAAGAUGAGAAACGACUCGUUUAUCGUGGAUCUGUUCCAAGGCCAGUUUAAAUCCAAGCUAGUGUGCCCCACAUGCUCCAAGGUCUCCAUCACCUUUGACCCCUUCCUGUACCUCCCAGUCCCUUUGCCACAAAAACAAAAAGUGCUCUCCGUUUUCUACUUUGCUAAAGAACCUCAUAAAAAACCAAUCAAGUUUCUGGUUAGCGUGAGCAAGGAGAACUCCAGCACUGCUGAGGUUCUGGAAUCCAUCUCCAGGAGUGUGAGAGUCAAAUCUGAGAACCUCAGAUUGGCGGAGGUGGCGAAAAAUCGCUUCCAGCGAAUCUUCCUGCCGUCCCAUUCUCUGGACACCGUGUCACCGUCUGAUAUGUUGUUCUGCUUCGAGGUGCUUUCCAAAGAUCUGGCCAAAGAACGAGUGGUGCUGCUCAGAGUGCAGCAGAAACUCCAGGUGCCCAGCAUCCCCAUCUCAAAGUGCGCUGCCUGCCUGAAACCUCCGGUGUCCGAGGAAGACAAACUGAAGCGGUGCACCCGCUGCUACCGAGUGGGCUACUGCAAUCAACAUUGUCAGAGAACUCACUGGCCCAGUCACAAGAGUCUAUGUCGCCCCAACUCUGAGAACGUAGGCCUGCCCUUCCUCGUUAGCGUCCCAGAGUCCCGCCUGUCCUACGCCCGCCUCGCCCAGCUGCUGGAGGGUUACUCCAGGUUUUCUGUGAACGUAUUCCAACCCCCAUUCCAGUCAGGCAGAACGUCUCCUGAAACACCCCAGUCCCGGUUAGACGUACCGCCAAUGGCGCUCGGCUCUCCUGAUGGUGCUGGAGCCGGAGACGAGGCCAAGGGGGCAGGCGGUGAUGUACAGGUUGGUGAUGCUGACUUGGAGAGCCCCUCUCUGCCACCUGAGCUCCAGGGGGAAUGCAGCCAGGCGUCGGCAAUCCAUUCCGAGGCGUCGGGUUCCUUCUCCCUCUCCAGCACCCGGACUAAAGACUCUGGGUUUUCUGAGUCCGUUUCCUCCACUUCCUGCUGCUCUCUGGAUCCUCAGGCUGAGAAAGAGACAACAUGUGAGAAAGCGGUGCGGCCAGAAGCUGCAGUAACAGGGUACCAGCAGCCAAGCGAGGCAGCGUCGGGUCAUGCCAGUCAGUUCUACAUCGGUCUGCUGGACUCGAACAACAAGGAGCAAAGGCUGGAUGAGAAAGAGGAUGCUCUCGCAGACGUGGUAGAUGAUGCGACCUUGGAGCUGGUGUGGAAGAACAACGAGCGUCUGAAGGAGUAUGUGCUGGUCAGCUCUAAGGAGCUGGAGUAUGAGGACGACCCCAGCUCCAUGAGCGAGACGGCCAGAGCGGGACAUUUCACCCUGGAGCAGUGCCUCAAUCUCUUCACCAAGCCUGAGGUGUUGGCACCUGAAGAGGCCUGGGCACAGAACGUCUUGAGUAUUUGUCUUCUAUGUGUGGCUACAGGGUGGCGGCUGUUCGACGACAGCACCGUGACAAUGGUGGAGGAGAGCCAGGUGGUGACGCGUUACGCCUACGUCCUGUUCUACCGCCGCAGGAACUCCCCUGUGGAGAGGCCACCACGCUUCCUCUCACCCGGAGCCGAGUCAGCUACAGCCACAGGAGCCUCUGCCAGCCAGGCCUCUCUAAUAUGGCGGGAACUUGAGGAGGAAGACGAGGGGCCCGACGAAGGGCCUCGCGGACUGUUCCGCUCCCCACUCCGAAGCCGACAAGUAGAGAGGAACAGAGGCGAGGAAGAGGCAGGCGCACGCCGCCGCCGCAGGCACAAGAUGUCAGACUAUCCCGAUGAAGACUGCGUGCGAUAUCUAGUGGUGGCCACGCUCACUGCAGUCAUCGCUCUCUUUGUUAACUUAGUUUAUCCCUUUCUAUACAAAAUCAGAUGAACCUUUUAAUAAUAAUGCUUUCAAAUACGACAAAUACCUUUCUAAUAACAGGUAUUUGAAACAAAGAUUGCACUACAUGCUUUCUGAAAGGAUUCUAUGGGACUAUGGUAGAUGUUUCAAUAAUAAACGAGAAGUAGUCUUAUAGUCGAGGCUAAGGUAGAUGUGUAGCUUUAAAACUGCUGUAUGUAACUUUUGUUUAAAAAAAAAAACUAACAAAAAACAAAUUAACAAAAAAACUGUCACCAUGUCCUGACAGUCAGAAAGCUUAUGAAAAGAUCGCUAUCCUCUGCCUCCUCCCUGAGCCACUGUUGCCAUCUGAAGAAACAACCAACCAAUCAGAGCCAGAAGGAAAGUCUUAGCGAUGUCAGUCAGCCUCAUGUAUUCACUGCUCAAUGUGCUAAUGGCUGAUAAGCAACUUACUAUUACAUGAAAAUCCUUUAUCCACUGUCAUUGCUAACUAGCCUUAGCAUUCAUUACAGGCUAUGCUAGCUGCAGCGUAGCAGAGAGCGGGGUAAGAGGUCUAUCCAUGAAUAUGAUUGGCACUGCUAAGGCCCGCUUGGAGAAGACAGAGGAGCUUUUUUUGGUUUAUCUGUCUCAUGCCGUACUGUCAAGGCACAGUGACAGUUUCCAAAAAUAAAUUAUAUAAAGUUACAUUCUGAAGGUUUAAUAAGCCCACUCUUUACUAAGUGAUCUGAGGUCAGUAAUUAUUACCUGGAGCAGACUUGAUGAGCUAAAAGCUGUGGAACUUUCUAGUUGAUGCUUCCUGAUUGGGAACCGGUAGUUUGUCUGCAAGGCUGUUUGUGGGUCAGUGACAUUAGGAGGGCUAAUUAGACUGAAGUAAGGAAGCUAGCCUGAAGCUAGCUGCUGCUGAAGGAAACCUUCAUUUCUCUGCACAAGGCUCCUGCAGUGAAGCUGCAACCUGAAGGCUCUUUCCUCCUGGUUCUUGUCUGGUUUAUUCAGUGGAUUUAGUUUAAAAUGUCCUUUUCUGUCCCUUUCAUGUCGUAUUCUACACGUCCUGUAUGUUUUCUGCACUGUAAUCUGGUUUUUUUUUUUUUAAAUGUACUUUAGGUAUGGGCUGGGCUGGUAUUCAAAAUGCCACAGCAUAAAUAUUUCAACUCAAACUGUUUAAGUUCCUUCUUAAAUACAGUUAGAUGAUCUGAAGAUGAACCUCUGACUGAAACUACUGUAGUGAGCAGAGGAUGCUCAUAAUUUAUCCGCCAUGUUUCUCCAUUUUCUGAAUAGAAGAUGGGGCUUCUUUAGCUGAACUUGGCUUUUUAAAAUUUUGUGUUCAGCAACGUGUGGGGGAGGAGCAGUGCUGUUACCUUGAUUCCAGAAACCAUCCCAUGCCUAAUAACAGUUAA